This is a messenger RNA of Agrilus planipennis (emerald ash borer), 658 nucleotides long. RefSeq names its product putative inorganic phosphate cotransporter. The record is from RefSeq and is a predicted model, not a curated record. NCBI's taxonomy places the organism in Eukaryota, Metazoa, Arthropoda, Insecta, Coleoptera, Buprestidae. Gene Ontology annotation, molecular function: transmembrane transporter activity. Gene Ontology annotation, biological process: transmembrane transport; monoatomic anion transport. Bases 101 to 658 code for a protein of 185 amino acids. Gene Ontology annotation, cellular component: plasma membrane. The transcript has 4 exons.
GAGAUUUUGGGUUAGAUUUUACUGUUUUAAUAUCACUGCUUUUUCUAAAAGCUCAACAUUUAUGUUUAUCUAAUAAUGUGCAAACGUUUUCUAAACACAGAUGCAAAUAAGAGGCACAAAUAACGAAAUUUACUUUCAGAAACCAAUUCCAUGGGGAGCCCUGCUAACGUCAAAAUAUUUAUAUUUGAACGUUAUGGCACAAUGGGUAGGUCUUUUUGGCUUAUUUACGCUUAUGACCCAUGGUCCAACAUACUUCAAGUUGAUACAUGGUUGGGAUAUCAGAGCGACGGGGGUUUUAUCUGGAAUGCCCCACUUAGUACGGGUUAUUUGGGCCUUCAUUGUUUCAAUGUCAGCCGACUACCUUCUACGUUCCAAUAAAAUGAACAGAACAAAUGUACGAAAGUUGGCUACUUUCUUUUGUACAACCGUCCAGGGGUUAUGCAUGUUAGGAAUAGCAUUUUCUGGAUGCGAUAAAGUCAUGGCGGUGUUGUUUUUUACAUUAGCCACAGGGGUUAAUGGUGCUGUAUCAUCUGGUCCCUUAGCAAGUUUAGUUGAUCUUAGUCCAAAUUACGCAAGUGUAAUGCUGGGAUUUUGCAACACAGGUGGAGCCGUUAGUGGAUUUAUUACACCCUUAUUGGUNUAUAUUAUCAAUGCCUAA